Messenger RNA from Sphenostylis stenocarpa, 282 nucleotides. The record is from the annotation of a GenBank genome assembly. Lineage: Eukaryota; Viridiplantae; Streptophyta; Magnoliopsida; Fabales; Fabaceae.
AUGGCAUACCGUUGGAGGAACAUAAGUGGAAUGAUGGAGGCUGAUCUAGCAGCCCAAAAUAAUGGUACUUCAGACUCAUUCAACAACCAUGGCUCCGGCCACCAGAAUUUCUCCAAUUCAAAGAUCAACAGUGGUGCCUAUGCAGGCGAUCGCAACUGGUAUGAUUCCUCUCAACACUAUGGUGGUAACACUUUAAAUAACAGUGGCAUAUUCAAUGGUAAUGGCAAUGGUGGCUCCAUCCAGGGUGGCUUCAACUCCACCACCUCCAACUUCUACGCUUAA